Messenger RNA from Larimichthys crocea (large yellow croaker), 2319 nucleotides. Its product is annotated as tripartite motif-containing protein 16. The coding region runs from base 39 to 1688 and encodes 549 amino acids. NCBI's taxonomy places the organism in Eukaryota, Metazoa, Chordata, Actinopteri, Sciaenidae. The record is from RefSeq and is a predicted model, not a curated record. Gene Ontology annotation, molecular function: zinc ion binding; protein binding. The transcript is spliced from 6 exons.
GUGAAAGUAACUUAGUCAGUCAGUCUGAGCGGGAGAAAAUGGCUUGCCGUCAGGAACUGUUCGACUGCUCUGUCUGUUUACAGUUACUGGAGGAUCCAGUGACUACUGCCUGUGGACACAGUUACUGUAUGAAGUGCCUCAAUACCUUCUGGGAUACAAACAACAACGGGGGAACAAUGUACAGCUGCCCUCAGUGCAGGCAGACUUUCUCCCCAAGGCCUGUUCUGAUGAGGAACACACUCCUGGGUGAUCUGUUGGAGGAACACAAGAAGACAAUCAGUCAAAGUGCUGCCGACACCUUUGCUGAACCUGGUGAUGUGCCGUGUGAUGUUUGCACAGGUAGAAAAAGAAAAGCUUCCACCUUCUGUCUCGUCUGUUUGGUCUCUUACUGUGAGACUCACCUGAAGCCUCACUUUGAAGUGCCUCCAUUAAGAAAACACAAUCUGAUUCAAGCCUCUGCAAGGGUCAAAGACAGCAUCUGUGGCCGUCAUGACAAACUUUUGGAGAUUUACUGCCGCACUGAUCAGCAGUUCUUAUGCCUGCUAUGUGUGAUGGGUGAGCAUAAACACCAUGACACUGUGGCAGUCGCAGCAGAAAUGUGUCAAAUGCAGAUACAACUGGACUGGUCCAAACAGGAAAUAGCAGACAGAGUGUUGGAGUCAGAGAGGAAAAUGGCGGAGCUGAGAGAGGCUGCAGACUCAAUAAGAGAUGCUGCAUGGGAGGCGAGUGAUAACUUUGAGCAACUGUGUGUGGAGCAAAUCCGCUUUGUGGAGAAGAAGCGCUCAGAGAUGAGAGAUAAAAUUGGAGAAGCUGAGAAGGCUGGAGUGGACUGGACCAACAGUCAUCUUGCACAACUGAAGCGUGAAGUGCUUGAGCUGAGGAGGAGACAGGAAAAACUCAACCAACUUUCACAAACAGGGGACCCUGUUAACUUUUUUCAGGGUUUUCAGGCCCUGGGAAAUCCACCUGCAUUCACAGACUUAUAUGAAAGACCUGACAUGCUGGUCAAGUUUGUCACUGCACAGAAAGAUAAACUGAAAAAUAUGUGCAGCAAAGAAAAGAAUGAAAUAUUCAGUCAAUCUGAAAAAACUUUGUUGUCAGCAAAAAUGCCAAGCCUGAAAAAAAUACCAAGAAUAUCCAUUCUGCCAAAAAACAGGAACUCAAAUGUGGAGGUGGAUCCCAACACCGUAGCUGCAUGUCUUUCCUUGUCUGAUAAAAACAGAGAGAUAUCGUGGAGCGGUGUGGACCAGGCUCAUCCCGAUCACCCUGACAGAUUCACCUACUUUAACCAGGCUCUGUGCCAAAAAGGCCUUACAGGCAGCCACUACUGGGAGGUGGAGUGGGAUGGUGGCAUUGUUGAGUUAGCUGUGUCGUACAAAAACAUUAAAAGAAAGGGUUCCGGCAAAGAUUGCUGUUUUGGCCACAAUAAUCUCUCCUGGAAAUUAAUCUGCUCUUCGUCCGGUUGCAGGUUUUGGCACGAUAAUAUUCACAAAGGCAACAUUCCUCCGGUUCACUCCCGCAGAGUAGGCAUACACCUUGAUUACGAAGCAGGAAGUCUGAGCUUCUACAAUGUUUCUGACCCUGACACGUUGACACUGCUCCACCAAAUCCAGACCACCUUCACUAAACCUCUCUAUCCUGGGUUUUCUGUUGAUUUAGGUUCAACGCUUAAAAUAUGCAACAUUUAAGCAACAUUAAUCACUACUGUCUAUUUCAAAGGUUUUAGCUACAAGACAGAAAACCACAAGUAAAUAUUAACAUAUGCAGCAUAUUUGUGGGUCGUUUUAAUUAUUAAUUACCACAUUUAAUGCCUUUUCAGUAGCAAUGAUGAUAAACUCCAGAAGUAACAAAAUAAAGUAAAAGUAAUCUGAAAACCUUACACAUUUACACAUGUUGAGUCUGACGAUUCCAAGAGAUAUUACUUAUUUUAAUUACAAAACUUUAUAUUGUGUCAUUUUAUGAUUAAAUCAUUUUUUUUAUUCUUUUUUGUGCCACAUGGUGUAUGUCCUUCAAGCCUCAAAGUUCACAUUAGGGUGCAGUAACUUGUAGUCUGAUUUAUAUUGUGACGAGAGCUUAGAAUAUAUAAAUUGUCAUAUUGUAUGUUUUGUCUCAACUGGUUUUAUGGUUUAUUUCAUGUUUUUGUUGUGUUGUUUGUUACAUGUUGGAGAACUACAAUGGAAAUAAGUCUUACUGUCUUUUAAUUCUUGAUGACUGUAACUACUGCUGUGCAUAUUCUGUAUUUUUAAUUAUCCAAAAAAAUCAAUCAAGCAGACAUCAAUUUAGCUUAAUAGACUCAAAUAAAGGACCAUGCUUUCAUAA